Molecule: messenger RNA, 1605 nt
Organism: Artibeus jamaicensis (Jamaican fruit-eating bat)
Lineage: Eukaryota; Metazoa; Chordata; Mammalia; Chiroptera; Phyllostomidae
Product: olfactory receptor 6S1
Exons: 4
Coding region: 1-1605 (534 amino acids)
Biological process (GO): G protein-coupled receptor signaling pathway
Cellular component (GO): membrane
Molecular function (GO): olfactory receptor activity; G protein-coupled receptor activity
Source: RefSeq, a predicted model, not a curated record
AUGGCUCCUGGUGAAAACCAGAGCAGUGGUGUGACAGAGUUCAUUCUGGCAGGUGUCCCAAAUCUCAACAGCACAAAAGAAGAAUUGUUUUCUGUCUUCCUUCUUGUCUAUCUGCUGACUCUAACAGGCAAUGUGUUGAUUGUUGGGGUAGUAGGAGCUGAUGCUCGCCUGCAGACUCCCAUGUACUUCUUUCUGGGUAACCUGUCCUGCCUAGAGAUCCUGCUCACUUCAGUCAUCAUUCCCAAGAUGCUGAGCAAUUUUCUCUCAAGGCAACACACCAUUUCCUUUGCUGCAUGUAUUACCCAAUUCUAUUUCUACUUCUUUCUUGGGGCCUCUGAGUUCUUGCUGCUGGCUGUCAUGUCUGUGGAUCGCUACCUGGCUAUCUGUCACCCUCUGCACUACCCCUUGCUCAUGAAUGGUACUGUGUGCUUUCGGGUGGCCUUGGCCUGCUGGAUGGGAGGACUCCUCCCUGUGCUUGGCCCCACAGUUGCUGUGGCCUUGCUUCCUUUCUGUGAACAAGAUGCUGUGGUGCAGCACUUCUUCUGUGACAGUGGGCCACUGCUCCGCUUGGCAUGCACCAAUACCAAGAAGCUGGAGGAAACAGACUUUGUCCUGGCCUCUCUCGUUAUUGUAUCCUCACUGAUGAUUACUGCUGUGUCCUAUGGCCACAUAGUCCUGGCUGUUUUGCGCAUCCCCUCUGCUUCAGGCCGUCAGAAGGCCUUCUCUACCUGUACUUCCCACUUGAUGGUGGUGACCCUCUUCUAUGGCAGUGCCAUUUUUCUCUAUGUGCGGCCAUCACAGAGUGGCUCUGUGGAUACUAAUUGGGCAGUGACAUUGGUAACAACAUUUGUGACACCGCUGCUGAAUCCAUUCAUCUAUGCCUUGCGCAAUGAGCGAGUCAAGGAAGUGUUGAAGGAUAUGUUUAGGAAGGUGGUAGCAGGCUUUUGGGAGGAUCUUUUACUUGCUAAGAGUUUUAACAAAAAAAAUAAUGAGGUGAAGGUGAAGGGGGCAGCGGCUUCCGCGGCGCCUCCACGCUGCGUCAGGAAUCGGAGCAGACCCGGGGAGGGGUCGUCGAGUCGGCGCGGCUGGGACGUGAGCCGGAAGGCAGCCGAGGCCCUCAGGAGACUUCCACUUUCCUCUCCCCGAGGCCACCAGAGCGGGGAGAACAAUGAAGGUUCUCACUGGCAUCCGGUGCAGGGGCUGAGAGACGACGGAAGAGGGAGCUCCUGGCAGCUGGGUCGCACAAGCUACCGAAGUCGGCAGCAAAGACCAGAGGGCACCAAGAAGUCUCUCGGAAAGGUCAAAGGUGUGGCUUCUACACCCUACAUCACUGGAGGCAGAGGAGUCAAAUACUGGCGCCAGCCCCUUUGGCUGGAGUCUGUGACUUCUAAGAAACUUCACUUCGUGUUUUCACACUUUUUGAGAAUCUUCAACAAAAAGCCUGAUCAGGGCGUUGACCUUGGCCUCACCAAUGUCAUUCAGCUUCUUCACAGCCUGUUUGAUCUGGUGCUUGUUGGUCUUGACAUCCACAAGGAACAUGAGUGCAUUGUUGUCUUUUAUCUUCUUCAGUUCAUGGUUGACUCAGUAGUCUUGAUUAUGGCAUAG